CCUAAAUUUAGAAUAAAAAAAAUAUAAUUUGCUUUCUUUCCGAUCUCGUAUCUCACAACUCUCCAUCUCUGCACCACCACAUCAAAAAGUAGACACUCUUCCUGCCUCACGAGAGUACUACUCAGCCGGCAGUCUCACCGGCGCCGCUGGUAAGCUCUCACGCUACCUUGCGGGCGGCACCGCUGCGAACUCGAGGUCCAUCGUUCACGGUCAGUCGCCUCCGCGUGCGGCCGUCUGCUGUGUUGCUGUCUGGUAGAAUUGCCAAAUGGAGGAUAGUCGAGACCUUGAGGGCAAACUAUCUGAAGCAAAUCCUGUCAAUGCAUCUCAACAAAAGGAGGAAUUGCUUGAUGAAAUGCUAUCUAGGCACAGAAAAGAGAAAUUAGAGCUGCAAAAGAAGGAGAUUGAACUGAAAAAGGCUGCAGCCAAGGGAAGCAAGGCUGAACAGAAGGCUAAGAAGAAGCGAGUAGAGGAAGAGAUCUCUCAGCUCUCUGCCAAGCUUAAAGAAAAACAUGCUGAGGAGCUUUCUUCUGUUGGUUAUAGCAACAGUAAUGAAAAUGAGGAAGGCAAUAUGGACAGCUUGGUGAAGGCCAUAGCUGGGAUUUCCACUACCAGCCAAUCUGACCAAUCAAAGCCCAGCAAGAGUGCCAAGAGGCGUGAAAAAAGAGCCCAGCAAGAAGCAGCAAGAGAGCAAAGAAUUCAAGAAGAACAGAGCAACAUUGUGAGUGAUCGAACAGUUGAAAAUGAAAAGCUGGAGAAAAAGCUUCAACCUCUUGGAUUAACCAUUAAUGAAAUAAAGCCAGAUGGGCACUGCCUGUACCGAGCUGUUGAAGAUCAGCUUGCUCAUCUCUCUGGUGGUUCUUCUCCUUACACUUACCAAGAGCUCCGGGAAAUGGUAGCUGAUUACAUGAGGACACAUACUUCUGAUUUCCUCCCUUUUUUCCUCUCUGAGAACACAAUAGGAGGUGAUUCUGAUGGUUCACUAGCAGAUAGAUUUGAGAAAUAUUGUAAAGAAAUUGAGUCAACAGCGGCAUGGGGUGGACAGUUGGAGCUCGGGGCAUUAACUCACUGCCUGAGGAAGCAUAUCAUGAUAUUUUCUGGUUCCUUCCCAGAUGUUGAGAUGGGGAAGGAGUAUAGAUCUGAUGGUGGGUCUAGCUCGAGUAUCAUCUUAUCGACCAUAUGCAUGCAUUUGGNUUUGAUCCGAUAGGUAUUCUUGCCAGCACAUCAUCUGUGAAAAAGUUUCCAUUGGCUUACUAAAUUUGUGGAUUUAUCUUGUCUUCAAUAGAAAGAAACGCCUUUUGAGUUCUAGAUAAUAUCUGUUGUGACUUAGGAUGAUUGAUGCAUGAUUAUUUGUGAUAUGACAUAUAGAUUAUUGUUGCACCAAAGGCACAAAGCUGUCGUAAAUUAGUUCUGAAGGAUUUUGAUUUCUGUUACCGCUGAUCUAUGUAUGCUCAACUUUAAACCUACUGUACGAAGCUGCAAUAAAUUGUUACUCUGAUUUAGUUAA
Messenger RNA from Carica papaya (papaya), 1504 nucleotides. Its product is annotated as Cysteine proteinases superfamily protein. NCBI's taxonomy places the organism in Eukaryota, Viridiplantae, Streptophyta, Magnoliopsida, Brassicales, Caricaceae. Gene Ontology annotation, biological process: protein deubiquitination. The record is from RefSeq and is a predicted model, not a curated record. Gene Ontology annotation, molecular function: cysteine-type deubiquitinase activity.